Molecule: messenger RNA, 1313 nt
Organism: Aethina tumida (small hive beetle)
Lineage: Eukaryota; Metazoa; Arthropoda; Insecta; Coleoptera; Nitidulidae
Exons: 8
Coding region: 126-686 (186 amino acids)
Source: RefSeq, a predicted model, not a curated record
UUCCAAUGUGAAGAGCCAGUUUUCAAGGUGAAGGUAAAACAAGUCGUACUAAAACAAACAGAAGUUUGUUUGGGAUCGGUGACACAUUCGGUACUGUUAUUUGCGACUGGUUUAUUCGAUUCUUAAUGAUGGACUGCAGGAUUGAAAAACUGUACAUUUUGUUACAUUGUAUGUUAAUAUUUGGUGGUUCCUUGGCUGCAAACUUGAAUCAACUUACUAGUCGAGGAGAAUCUGAAAGAUUGCCCUUGUACGCUCCAGAUAAAUGCAAAGAUCCAAAUCAAAUGUUAUAUCCAGAAGACAACGAUUCGUGGACCUGUGAUUGUGGACCAGGAUUCAUUUACUACAAACCGAAGGACGCGUGUUUCUUACCCUACAGACAAGGUCCGUGCCCACCAGAAGAACACUUGAUCUUCAAUAAGUCUAAACGUACAACGUCCUGCUUAAAGAAUCCAUGCCAGGACGGAUUCGCCAGGUUCGAUGGUGAUUGUUUCGAAUUGGGUCGUCCGGGUGGUCCGUGUGGACGUCCCCAAGAUGUGGGACCGAAAAUCCUGGACGUGAAUUCGACCACGCUCGAGGUGGAGUGUCUGGACGGUGGGGCGGAAACGUUGCAUCUAUUCGACGUCGGCAGGAGAUGCAGUCCGGGCAGCAGGAGAGAUUCGACUGGGACUUGUCGUGACGUAUUUUGAUUUGAAUUUAUUUUACUAUGUUUAUUUAUUUCCUAAUAAACUUUACACUUAGAUAAUUGCACGUUCAUUAUCGAAGUAAUAAAUUAGUAGUUUAUCAAUGUCAUCAUUAAUAAUAAAUUGCAAAUGGAACUUAAAAACCUGACUAACAGUAAUUUUAAUAUUCUGAUGUUUUCAUCUUAUAAUUAGUGACAUAAGAUGUGUUAAUUACAAUUGGUUUUGGAAUCUUUAGCAAUGUACUUAAAUGUUGUAAUAUUAAAUUUUGUCAUGUAUACAUUAAUUAAUCGAUUUGAAUUUACGGUACAAGAAUGUCCAAUAGGAUUUGUUUAUCAUAAAGAAAGUAGUUCGUGUUAUACACCAUAUAUACAAGGUCCAUGUGAAGAAAGAGAAUAUCUCUUACCGAGUGGAUCAUACCAUAAUUCAAUGUGUAAAAAAAAUCCAUGCAAAAAUGGAUAUUUCAAAUAUGAAGGAAGUUGUGUACCCUUAGGAGGCCCUUGUUUUAUUGACGAUAAUCAAUUUCCAAAGACUUUGCAGGUGAAUCCUGUUAAUUUGAAGGUGGAAUGUAUGAUUUAUGGGAAAAAUCGAAUCUUUUACGAGUACUAUUAGUAGUAUAAUAAAUACUUUUAACUU